AAGGAGAGGCAAGAUGAGACCUGCUCGGCGCUAACUGCAACCCUAGGCCCGUCCAUCAGCUGCGAGGUCGUACCAGCAGAAGGGUUCCAGCAGGGGUUCUCUUCCCUCCCGCCGGAGAUCGCCGAGGAACUGUUCAGGGCGGAGCUAGCUGACACUGACAGCGAGGUCUGCUCGAGCCCGCUCAGCGCGGAGCUGAGGAAGGUCCGGACGACGGCCACUGUCAACUUCGACAACUCCCUGAGCCCCGCGCACACGCUGGUCCAAAUCGUUUGCGCUGACCAGAAGGGGCUCAUUUACGAUAUCUUGAGGACGAUGAAGGACUGCAACAUCCAGAUAUUUUACGGCCGGUUCAGAUCAGACAAGAAAGGGUCAGCCAGCAAAGGUUCAUCAGGUUGCCGUGAGGUGGAUCUUUUCGUGAAGCAAGUAGACGGGAAGAAGGUGACUGAUCCUGCGAAACAGGACGCGCUGCGGUCACGCCUGAGGUCCGAGACGCUCCAUUCGCUCAGGGUCAUGGUCGUCGGCCGUGGACCCGACACGGAGCUCCUCGUCGCCAACCGUCGUUCGAGAAGAGUAGGAUUGAGAAACUCCAAAAGGAAAUUGAGAGUGAUAACUCGGCUGUUGUGCAACUUCAGUAUGAGCUUGAAGUGGAGAGGAAGGCGUUAUCUAUGGCAAGGGCUUGGGCAGAGGAGGAAGCCAAAAAGGCCCGGGAGCAUGCACGCGCCCUUGAGGAGGCCCGGAACCAAUGGGAGCGUCAAGGAAUCAGAGUUGUUGUCGAAGGAGAAUUGAAGGAUGACGCCUCAGCUGGGGUGACAUGGGCUAACGCUGGCAAAGAACACGCAGUCGACGAGUCUAUCAACCGGGCGGAAGCUCUGCUGG
Molecule: messenger RNA, 876 nt
Organism: Zea mays
Lineage: Eukaryota; Viridiplantae; Streptophyta; Magnoliopsida; Poales; Poaceae
Exons: 3
Coding region: 313-786 (157 amino acids)
Source: RefSeq, a predicted model, not a curated record